GAGGCUCGGGCCGGGAAACCAUGGGGAGAUGCAAUGGGCGAUGCACGCUGGUCGGAUUCUGCUGCCUGCAGCUGAUAGCAGCGCUGGAGAGGCAGAUCUUUGACUUCCUGGGUUAUCAGUGGGCGCCCAUCCUGGCCAAUUUUUUACACAUUAUGGCUGUCAUCCUGGGCAUCUUUGGGACCAUCCAGUAUAGAUCCAAAUACCUCAUAAUGUAUGCGGUGUGGCUGGUGCUGUGGGUUGGAUGGAACGCAUUCAUCAUCUGCUUUUACCUGGAAGUUGGACACCUGUCACAGGACCGAGACUUCAUCAUGACCUUCAAUACCUCGCUGCACCGCUCAUGGUGGAUGGAGAAUGGGCCCGGCUGUCUGGUGACACCAGUAAUGAACUCAAACUUGGCCCCAGAGGACCAUCACGUCAUCACAGUCACUGGCUGCCUGCUUGAUUACCAAUACAUAGAGGUAGUGAGCAGCGCCAUGCAGAUAUUCCUGGCGCUCUUCGGAUUUGUCUACGCCUGCUAUGUCAGCAAAGUGUUUAUGGAGGAAGAAGACAGCUUUGACUUCAUUGGAGGAUUCGAUUCAUACGGCUAUCAGGCUCCACAGAAGACAUCACACUUACAGCUACAGCCUUUGUACACGUCCGGGUAACUCCUCAUUUCCUGGAAUCUGCCCCCUCUUGGACCUUCGUGGGAGCAUGAGGUGGCAGGAUGCCCCAAAUGACAGCGAACUGUUCUGAAAGCAACAAUGAGACCCCGCCGGAGAUGGGCUCAGCCCGAGGACUGCACCGAGCCAGCACCCUGGGUUCAUCUUGGUUUCCUUUUAUGUUCCUUCUGGGCAGUCACACAGUUUUCAGGCACUUGCUGUGACGCCAGAAAAAGACACACACAUGAACACACGCACACCGGCGUGUCCCACAAACCAUCCCACCCAGCUUGAGGGACCAAAAGAGGUAUAACAACUCCACCUGCUGGCCAGCAUUCAAAUACCACCAGUAGCUUUAACUCCAAGGUGAGGACAGGAGCCGGACAAUAGUAUUUCCAGGCGGAUGGUGAGAAGGUUUGUUCCAAGGAAGAGCUUUAUUCAGCAGCGUCCUGAUAGGAGUCCUUUGUCAUCCAACUGAAAGGUUAUGUCAGCUGUUCUAUUCUGAACCCCUGGUGCAAUGGCUUUGCAGUACGAAAGGGGAGUUUCAGUAGCUAGCAUGCAAUAGAAAUUAAUGCAUCAAGUAUCUGGGAUUAAGGCAGAGUGAAACGUGCAAGAUGAGGAUAGGUAGGAUCUCAAAUGACUCUUUUCUUCUUUUUUAUUUCUGCCGCGUUUGUAUGUGAUUAGCGUGACCCUUUUCAGUUUAGAUGAGUACCAGUUGGAAAGGCAACGUAUGGGGGGCUCGGCAGCCAAUUAUUCUGCACUUAAUGAACUUGGUACUGGGGAGAAAAUGACACGCUGCCAAGCAGUUGGCCAACUGGAUGAGCUAAUUGCUCCUCACUUUCUCAAAACGGCCACCACGUGGCUUGCAACCCCAAAACACAGCCAGCAGCUACAGUGUUGCCAAGUCUCACAACUGUAUCGCAAGUAUUGGGAUGUUUGGUUAGUGUCUUAAUGUUCCAGCUUCUGUAAUCAAAAGUUUGCAGGAAAAUCUCAGCUCCCAUUAAAAAAAGGAGGAAAAAAAAAAGAAAGAUGUUUCUAAUCUUCUGGAUGGUAGAUAAAAAGCUUGGAAGCAUGAAGCGAGCGUGAUCUGCUGUCUCAUAAAGCAGCUGGCAAAGAAAGAACCCCAAAACUAUCAUUUUAUUUAAAGAAAACAAACUUCAUAUGAUUUUUAAGCCAGUCUCAUGAUCUUGGGGGACUUAACACAUGGUUUUUUGAAUACUUGAGUCUGGCAAUACUGACGAGCUGCUUCCUAUACAGCUAUUUAGGGCUUUUUAAAAUAGUAUAAUGAAUGUUUUUAUUUUAAGUGCCUGAAUAUAAUUUUACCCAGUGCAGUCUGUCCAUCCAAGGAUAACGUUUUUUUUCCAAAGAAGGAGCAAAUUCCAAACAGAACAAAACAACCCACACCCCAGCCCUGCCUGCGUUACAGUAAUGAUAACCAUCGUAAUAGUGAGGAAACCAAGGUCAAUGCUGUGCCUUUAGCUAAUGCCACUGGGCCUUUUGCCCAGUAGGAUGUGAGUGCACGAGAUGCUGGAUGCUUAGGAAAGGUGCUGGAUGGACAAUCACAAAGUCCCCUGUAUAUUCAUGGACAACACGGCCAGUGCACCUCCCGUCCUGCUGCAGCCAAUGUAUCCCACUGCCAGUAGGCAUAGAUGCCCUGUAGUAGGGAGUUGGCUUGUCUGUCUCCAAGGCUAACCUGGCUUCUGGGUUGAGAUUACAAACCCAUGGGACAGGCAGGGUUUGUCUAUAGAUGGAGUUGUCCUUGAUUCCUGCUUAAUCCCAUGUGUACAUACACUUAUUCCAGAAUAAGUGAGCCUUGUAUGGGUAUGCAAAAGUACUUUUACUCCAGAAUUAGAGUCCCUGUGCAUGGAGCUGAUCAGGAUGUCUUAGUUAAUCUCCAGACCAGAAUCCCAGAUCCAAAGAACCCCAAACUGUGGAGAAGCUCAGAUCCCUUCUGUGUGAAGAAUUUAGUAGUAGAAGUAGGGAGAUGCAGACGUCAGGGGCAGAAUACAAGCAGGGAAGAGGUGAAGUGAGCCUAGAAAACAUGCAGUCUGCUAAGUGGAGACCAGACACAAGGGGUCUUAUCCCUGAGGGGUUGCUUCUUCCCUCAGUGCCUUACCUUCUUGUGGCACGUCGGGGACUUGAACAAGCACCCAGCUUAGGAAAGUUAUUUGAGUUGCACAGCAAAAAAGCACCACGUAUGCGAUACUGGUGAAUAAAAUGCCAGUGAGACACUCAGCACAUAAGGGCAGGUGUCAGUGGAGAAGCAAAUGGCUUCGUUAAGUCAGCAGUAAAGAAGCCUCCAGCAUCCAUCCAGUCCUGUGCACUGGCUGUUGGUGCCACAGCAGGGGCUGCUUCCCAGCCAUGGGGCUUUUCUAAUGCAGCAAGAACAAUGCGGUAGCUCCCACAACUGGGCUUCCCUGGUGCAUAAUCACCUCUUCCUCAUCUUGUCACUGUUAUGAAAGGAAGAAAAGAGGGCCCAGAGCUUUCUGGUGCCUUUUGUAAUCACUGCCUAGUCCUCAUCACCAAGGCUGUGUCCACGCUAGCAAAACUAGGAGCCGUCGUUCGACACUGGCAGUACCAGAGAGUGGGCUCAGGUGUUCCUCCCUCUUUGCUGUCUAAGAUGCCCUUCCUUGUGCUCUGACCUGCUCCAUCUACCCACACUAAUGUUCUCCAUCCUGCCCCAGCAGCUUCUGCAGAUGCUUCCCCAUGUUGACAGGGAAAUAACAAAUGAGGGAGUUGUCUCUGAGUGUCACAUACCAGCAGCGAAUCUGUCAUGCUCAGCGAACUGAUUGUGCCAAAACUGUGGGCCAAGUUCUCUUCCACCUAUUAGGUAAGUAAGCAAACUUGGGCAUCUAAGUGCAAUGCUGUUCCACCCUGCUCAAGUCCUUGAAAUAAUAUUAAUACAAGAGGUGGGCAGGUCCUCCUCCUCCUUGCUGCUUUUUUGUGACUCAGUCUUCAGGGUCAGACAAUGGCGUGUUACAAAAGUAGAUGCACUGAUGGAUAUUCAGAGAUUUGAACAGCAUGGAAGAGAAUCUCACUUCGAUGCCUAAAUUCACAUGGGCCUCUAUUAGGUGGAACAGAAGCUGGCCUUAUUUCUUUCCACUCACCAGCUGCAAUCCUUAGUAUAAAUUUAUUCUUUUCAGUAGAGCUCUGCAAACUUUUUUUCAAUGAAUAAUAAAUUUGCUGAAACAUGCAGUUUCAGGGGCACUGAAAUUAUUCCCGAAUUCAGCUUGAAUUUGGCAGAGAGUUUCCAGUCCAAAACAAAAAGGGGGGAGGAAGAAACUUAAAAAAAAAAUGGGGGUCAGCCUGAACUGAAUUUUUUUCCCCCAGUUCAGUGACCAGACUUUAAAAUCUAUUAUUCACACAGCUGUCUCCUGAACACUGCUGAGGUCAGCCUGGAUGGAAGGAGAAUUACAUUUGAUUUCUUUUUAACAUGCUCCUUCUCCAAGACUGAGACCCGUUUGCAUUAAUUAAGUUUCCCGAGAAGUGAUUUUUGUUUUUUUAGAGCUGCAUUACUGGAAAGCCAAAACCAGGGGCUUAGAAAGGAAAAACUGACUGAGCCUGAAGUCCUCCUGCCUGCACAGAGGCACUGGUGUAACAGCAUGGGGUGCUGAAAAUGUUACAAACGUUUGAGCUGACCUUGCUUAACCCGCUUAAAAGAGACCCUGCCAUGCAGGUCAGGCCCCAGAUUUGCCCAGCUUUAAAAUUCCCCAGGGAAAUAUCUCUGCAUUCCAGAUAUCACCAGGCCACUGAGAAGCUACGACAAGAAACAACUGUUGCUUCUGCAGGGCCCGUGGUGCCGGCAGUGUGCAGGGCAACUGAUAGACGCAGAGCCCAGACCUGCCAGCUCUGGGUCCUGAAGUGGUGCUUGCACUGAAACACCCACAAGUGCAGGCAAAGGCGGGUGUAAGGGCAGGGCAGGGGGUGACGUGUGGCUCAGUCGGCCACUGUUUGCUCCGUGCUUCCCCUUUCCUCCAGGGCAAGGGAGGAUGCUGCAGUGAUUCUUUACCAAGAGAGCCAGCUUCCUCCGCUCCGCCAGUGCAGCCAUGUUCUCCAUGCCUGCAGCUCAGUCCCUGCUCACCAUGGGGGCAGCAGACAAGCAGCACCGUACCUGCUGCUCUGGGUUCUCUGUUCACGGGUGAUGUAGAGGUGUAAGAACACAUCCCUCGUAACUCCUGGCCGGGCUUGUGAGGCAAUUCACAAAGCAGCCCAGGCACACUGUCCCCAUUGGUGACUCAUGGCAGGUUCAGCAGUAAGUUUGAGAAGAAUCAGGGCACCCCACUAAGCAGAGCCAGGAUGACCUGGGUGAGGGUGUUGAACAGGAAAGUAAUCGAUACAGCCAGAAGAAUCAAGUUCAUUUCAGGACAAAUGCAAGGAAAUCUCUUUUUCCUGCAUGGAAAGCGAUCUGUCCCUGGAGCUGCACCAAGACCCCCAUGCCAGGGGCUCACAGAGCCAGGUCUUUAGUCAGCAGGGAAAGGAAUUGCCUCGUCCUGUUUCUCAACAACAGAGAACAAAUCCAAGGCUCUUUGCAAAUGAUUGGGAAAAGCUGUAUGAUGCAGCAUCCCUCCAGGAGGCUCACUCCGAGUGCUCCUCUCAAGUCGCACUGGGGAAGAGCUCCAGCGAAGCAGCCCAUGGCACACUUUCUUCUAGGUCACAGGCAGGGUCCCCAGGGGGCAGCCACUGCCUGGAACGUGCCUACAGGUGUCUGCAGCCCAGGCCCAGAUCUGAUGUCAGUGCUGACGAGCAGGGACUGGAGAAAGCUGGGAACCACCUGGGAACAGAGAAGGUGGACCUUUGCUAUUCAUUAUUCUUCUGAAAACAUUGCCAGCAGCCCUCAGUCUUGUCCCACUUCCCUCCCUUGGCCCAGCUUCCAUUUCAAGAAACAUCUGUCCAAAACAAGCCCAGCUUCCUUAAGCAUUUUUUUCUUUGUAAAUCCAAGGACUUUCUUUCAUGAAAGUGCAAGUCCAGUGACUCAAGCAGCUGUGCCAAUUCAACCAGGUACUGAGCAUUCACCAGUCCCUGCUGGCACCUGCCCAGCCAUGGGUGUCCAGAGGCUACAGCCAAAAGAUGAACCAUGCGGGAAAGGCAAGGGGAAGGGCAGAUGAAAUGGUAGGGGCUCCCACUGCACAGGGGUGCUGUGUACAGCACUAGGCACACAGCUCUAAGUCCUACCCAUACCCAGGCAGGACUAACAGGACAGCUCAGUUCUGCUCCCGGCUUUCGGUGGAAACUCCUGCCUGGAUCUGGCUGCCAUAUGAGGAAAGCCAAUUUGCAGCAAAUGUCUUCCUGUAAAAAAAAACCUGCAGUUGAUCCAAAUUGCCCGACAACUCAUGCUGGAUCCUGGUGCAUCUCCCAGAGCAAAAGAAAUGUCCCUCCAUCCAGCUUAACCACCCAUUCCCAGAUCCCCCAAGUGGUACAGAAAGCUUCCCCUGAAGCCACUGCUUCUUGCCUCCCUUCAGCUGGUAGGACUCACUGUGACAGUAUUAGCAUAGGGUGCUGCACUGCAGAGCCAGAUGAGGGGUGGGAGGAAGGGGAAAUGUGGAAAGAGCCUGUUGUCAGAGGUUUUAUUUAUUAUUUGUGCAAUGGCUAGCUGCUUAGCGUGGCAGGGCUGAAGAAACAGAAUGGCUUGGCUGGGGUAAUAUUCCUCUUGCUAGAGAAGGAAGCAGCCAAGGGUGAAGUUACACAUUACACUUAGAGCACACUAAAUCUGUGGAGUGUUAAGCAGUGUUAAAAUGAGAAAGUGCCAUGAACAGUUGCACAUUAAGGGUCAAUCCCGUUUCUUCCCUCCAUAGCUCUGACUUGCCACUAUGGGUCUGGCAAGCAGAGGCAUGGCUAGAAGCCAGGACACCUUAGCUAGUCUAUUCCUGCUCUUGGGAAGUCGGGAAGGGAACUGGGAGUGCUGCGUCCUGGCAUGCUGGAGUACUGCAGAUUGCUGGUUUGUCUCUGUGGAGCAGACUGAAGUUCCCCUAACAGAAGCUAGGUAGCAAGGCCCAGAAUUAACCCUUGCCUGAAGUGGCAUAAUUUUGAGACUCUCAGAGGGCACUUAGCCUGAGUUAACAAGCUUCAUUGAUCAGACGCUCACAUUUUAAGUGCCCUUAGUAUGGCCUAAGUGUAACUUCACCUCCAGCGGCAACAAAGGUGAGACUGCUGGACACAGAGAGAUGCUCUGGUUCCCUCUGGGUGCUGGCAAGGCCUGGCCUGUCAUGCAGUGCAGCAAGGCAAGAGCUGGCUCUGAACCUUCUCCCUGCACUGCCAGCCCCUUGCUGCAGCAGGACGGGGAACAUGCCCCUCCCACCCAGCAGAGUUCAAACCUUUUCAGGCAAUAAUUUUGAGUCAAAACAGCUGUUUUCUAAUAAAUGAGUGAAGCCUUUUCCAUUGACCCACCUCCCUGUGAUGCCAGGGAAAGGCACCCAGAUGCUUAGACUGCAAUACAUGCCCCCCACGCCCCCAACAAGUCAAAUACAGAGUGAGGUGACCGAGCCCUCAGGGGCACCAAUAGGCACAUUCAGCCUCCUCGGCCUUGCAGCUGUGCUUCUGCUGCAUUGUUCAUUUCUUUCUUCCCCCAGACCUACCCUGAGACCGAGCAGAGCACUGGGCACUGAUGUGUAGGUGUCUGAGUCCUACUGGGGUACCUCACGACCUCUGUAGAUCUUGCCACUAGGCUCCAGUUCGGGAGAGCCCCUUUGGCAUGGCAGACAGCACUCAACACAGGCUUCACAUUAAAUUCAUGUGAAGCACAUCAUUCAAGUGAAAUAUGUGCAUUUCUGAAUUGGGAGUUUAAGUGCAUGCUUAACUCCCCACACUGAGGAGCCAAAGCAGAUCUUCAUAUGCUCACAGGUUGCUUGAGUUUAAAGUUUGGCUCAGACACUGUGCUACAUUGGGACUUGAAGUAGGGAUGUGACCUUCUCCUACAUCAGCAACCACAUAGAAACUUCAUGGAGGACUGGCUGGAUUAGAAACCACCUGAUGCAGAAGAGGACAUGAAUCCGGUCAUCUCACCACUGAUCUGCUGACAGGAGACCAAGACUGUACCCUAAUCGAGGGCAAGAGCCCUGUACUCUUGGCACAUGGUACAGCCAAGAUCAACGGCUUUAUUCCCUGCUUAAGAAAUGGACUAAAACAUAGAGGAAGCAUUAUUCCAGGUUUCAGUGUAAA
Molecule: messenger RNA, 7793 nt
Organism: Gavialis gangeticus (Gharial)
Lineage: Eukaryota; Metazoa; Chordata; Crocodylia; Gavialidae
Gene: NKAIN1
Product: Sodium/potassium transporting ATPase interacting 1
Exons: 7
Coding region: 21-644 (207 amino acids)
Biological process (GO): regulation of sodium ion transport
Source: RefSeq, a predicted model, not a curated record